ACAGCAUGUGAACUCGUGCUUUGUUGCUUUGGCGUCCCCACACGUGCGAGCACCUCCGAACGCUUGUACGUUGGCAUAAUUUGGAUGAGCCAUAAAUAUAAAACCAGUUAGAUUAAUUCUCCAGAUCACGAAAUGACAAAUGAAGCACCGCUUCCAGGAGAGAUGACAUGCUACUCCCUGAAGGCUGAAUGUGUGAAUGUGAAGACAAGUGAGGACUACUCUCAUCGUUUGUCAGCUUAGCUCCAAGGCUUCAAGCUAGAAGUAUCCCCUGACAAUGGGCUUUGUGCCUUGUGUUAGUUAUACUUGCAGCUGUAGGUGAAUCACUGAAUACGAAAUAUAAAGCGCGUAUUGAGAGCUGAGACUUAGAGGGCAGAUGGGUAAUUUGCUAGCAACAAAAGGAGGAAAUCUCACGUGAGGCACAGCAUUAUAAUCAUUGCCAUAUACAUUCUCUGUCUCUCUCCGUCAUAAAUCAUAACAGAAAAUUUCAUUUCUCUCACAUUUUCUUGCUCCCCAAACACUCGCUCACAAUCACAAUUACACAGCAGCCAAAAAGUCUGCCACUUGAUUGCUUUCUCUCCUUGCAUUUUUUCAAACUAAGUGCUUGAUCAUGAGUGAACUGUAAUUAUCGGACUCGAGCUAAGAUGGAUUAUCCUCAUCUUGGAAAGGUAUAAGCUUUGUCCAGUUUCUCUGUUUUGCUGUUCUGCAAUCUACAUUACAGAUAACUCGAAAAAUAAGACGUAUCUAUCCUUGGUUGUCCAUUUUUCUUUCGCAAAGUAGAAGUUACUAAGGUCUUACUCAUCUCAGUGGACAAGCAGAUGAAUGCAAAGCCUUGCAUUUUCAUUAGGAUUUCUCCCGCCCAAAAGCUCUAUCUCGAUUGCCAUUGUCGUCUUGAAUACAAAAAUUGAUGCAUUUGAUUUGAAUGUUAUAUUCUUCGUUUAGAGCAAAUUCUGUGCUUCAAAUGGUCUGGUAUGGUAGACUGGUAGGUCACUAGCUUUUAGGAAGCUAGUGUCACUCCAACGAUUCCAUUUUUCUGUUACUCAUCUCUUUGUACUACUCCACGCUCAUUUUCUCUCACCCAGCCAACGCGCCAAAACCUCUCAAAUAGCAUCAGCCAACCAGACGUCACACAUACAUUCACUUUAAUCCUGCAGUUGGUUUCACGCGUGCACCAGGCACGUGAAAAACCCACACGUCCGGCUGGUUUAGCAUGUCGCUGCAAAACCACCCCCAAACAAACAAAAAUUUCCCCAAGUAAUGAUUAGAGCGCGUGAUCGGAGGACACACACAUACAUAUAUAUGUCACCGUUAAUAUUCUCUGCACCACCACACAGGCAUACAAGAGGAGAGGGUAAUUAUAUGAUGUGUGUGCGUGUGAAUUGAUGAGAAGAAAGGGUUUGCGGAUUGUGGUUGCUGGUUGGUUACUGGGUGCAUGUGCAUGCAGGAAAUAAUGUACUUGAAAAGGCAGCAACAAAGCCCCGACGACGCCGCAAAUGAUACAUAUUUGGGCGGACAACUGCUGCCGAUAUCUUCACCAAUUGGUACCUUUUUUCUCUGAUCAUCUGAUUCAAAUUAAACAUUUCUUGUCCAUUCUUCCCCUCCUCUUCGCUUCAUUUUCUCACAGCAUGUCCCUUCCAUCAGGCUCUAUUCUUCAGAGCCCCUCUUAUCAGUGUAGUUACAAUAUUGCCGAUCCCGCAGAGCACAUUAAAGUGGGUUCCUUCUAUGAACUUGCUCACUCCAAGCUCCCUCCUAAAUUCCCAGAUCAACUAAACUCAAUCCGGGUAGCCAUGGUGAACGAGAAGACCAGAAUGAGGGUGUCGCUUAGAUUUCCAAGCAUCUACUCUCUCCGAGCCUACUUCAGUGAGACUAACUGUACCAAAACAGAUGUAAAGAAGCUGCCGGCACUGGACGAGAAGUACAUUAUAGGAUCGGAAGUAGCAGCAGAAGUUCUGUAUCGGCGGAUCACUCCUCAUGAAAUCUCCGCGAAGAGAAAUUCGUGGCAUUUCUGGGCGGUUCCUUCGAUUGCGGCCGAGGAGGUCUCCACCUCACACUCAAAUUCUAAGCCUAGAAGUACUGUCGUUCCGAAGAAGGGUUCUCUUUGGUCUGAGCUCAAGGGCACCGGGAUGCUCAAGUGGGGCCAGCGCCGGCAGGUCAGAUACUUGGCUCGACAUGUCGAGGAUAAGCGCAAACAGAAAUUUUCAAGUAAGGUUCCGGACAAAGAAGAAGAAGAAGAGGCAGGGGAUGAAGAAGAAGAGAACGCAAUGGAGGUAGCAAGUGACGAGGGUGAAGAAGAGAAAGCCAGUGAUGACGAGAAAGAAGAGGAUGAGAAGGCUGGUAAGUCACGGGAAACCAAGACAAAUCGCAAGAGAAAUCAUCAGGCGUCUAGCUGCAAGUCCCAGAAUAAUAGCAAAAGGCCAAAAAAUGAAAUGCAGAAUCAAAUUGUAGCUUACAAGCAGAAGAAAAACAAAGUACUCAAAAACUCCAUUGACAGAUGGUCCGUUGAGAGGUACAAGUUAGCUGAGGUGAACAUGUUGAAGAUAAUGAAAGAACAAGGUGCAGUGUUUGGGAAACCAAUUCUAAGGCCAGAAUUGAGAGCUCAGGCAAGGAAGCUAAUUGGGGAUACAGGUCUGCUAGACCAUUUACUGAAACAUAUGGCAGGGAAGGUGGCGCCAGGCGGGGAAGAGAGGUUUAGGAGGCGGCACAAUGCAGAAGGGGCAAUGGAGUAUUGGCUGGAGAAAGCCGAUUUAGUUGACAUAAGAAGGGAGGCUGGGGUGCAAGAUCCUUAUUGGACUCCGCCACCUGGGUGGAAGACUGGUGAUAAUCCUACACAGGACCCUCUUUGUGCCAGGGAGAUCAGAAAUCUGAAGGAAGAGAUAGCUAAAUUGAAAAGGGAUAUGGAGGAGCAGUUAUCCAAGAAGCAUGAGGAAGAACUAGCUAUUGUGACCUCCCAAAUAUCUUCUGUUACUAGUCACGACAUAGAGCAUGAGAAAUUAUUAACUCCACUUAAGGAAAUGUAUAUUGAUUUGGUGAAUAAGAAGGUUAAGAUUGAGGAACAAUUGAUGGAAAUUUCGCAAUCUUUGUGUGGGAUGGAGGAACAAAUGGGGAAGCUAAAAACAGCAAUGGAGGAAGCAAAAAGAACAGAAUCAUCUGAAGGACCUGCAUUAAUGAGAUUACCGGAAUCAACAUCUCCAGCAGUCACUCAGAAAAAAAGAAAAGAAGCAAUAAUGCAACAAAAGAAAGAAGAAACCGUACCAAGGGAAUUAAGACAAGAGCAUAGUAAGGCAGGAUGCAACAGGACCCCACCAACAGCAAAAUCACCGUCACCUGCAGAUGAUAAGGCAGCAAAAAUAGAAAGACUGAAGAGUGGGUUCCGGAUAUGCAAGCCCCAGGGGACUUUCUUGUGGCCAAACAUGGUGAUCUCAUCUCCUCAGGUUGUGGUCCAGCUUGAAGACCUCUUUGCAGUCCCUACACCGCCAUCUGUCUCUUCCACAUCAGCAACACAACCCCACCUUCUCCCUGCUCCUCCUCCUCAACACGAUGAACCCAUCCCUACUUCCCCUCUGAAGCCAUUAGCUGAAAAAGGACCUGUCACCAUCGCUCUACCCACAGCUGUCUCCCGACAAAUUCAUUCUUCCGACGAUGUCUACGGUCCUCAGUAUGAGAAUAGCAGCAUUAGUACCACAUCUGCUACUAGCACUAAUACCACCACCAUAACCUCCCAGAUCAACCUUAAUGAGCCUCCUUGCAAUAUUCAAAAUGACAAUGGACUUACUGGUUCUCAUUCUCAAGGUCAGACCUCCACAUAUCCAGUCACCUACCAAAGACGAGGCCAUCAUACUGUGACAGCCAUUGCUGCUAUGCCUUGUGUAUGUAAUUUGGAACCUGCAAAAAAAGAGAUGAACCAGUGGGAGGGAGGUAAAGACGAGGGAAAGGAAAUGAUGAGGUACUGUGAGCAGGAGCAACAGGGAUGCUGCUCCGCCGCUUCCACAUGUCCGUGCUUGUCAGUGGAAGUUGGAGCGUGGUUGGCUCUUGCAACUUCUAACCAGCCCCUUGAAAAUAAAUCUAAACGAGGUUAAAAAAAGAAGUAAUUAUGGGAAGUUUAUAGUUUGAUAUGAAUUACAGAAUCAUAUUAUAUAUAUACAUAUAUACACACGCACGCAUGAGAUUAGUUUUGCAUAUAUACUUUUUGAAGAAGACCUCUGAUAUAUAGUUGAUUCAGGCGUGUAGGAUUUUUGCCUGUUUUAUGGUAUUCAUAUAUUUGUUAAAUAAAUAGUAAUCAUUAUGUUCAUUCAUGGUGACCUUUCAAUAUAAUUCCCUACU
Messenger RNA from Manihot esculenta (cassava), 4317 nucleotides. Its product is annotated as protein DYAD. The transcript is spliced from 7 exons. Gene Ontology annotation, biological process: reciprocal meiotic recombination; meiotic cell cycle; meiotic sister chromatid cohesion. Bases 1491 to 4073 code for a protein of 860 amino acids. The record is from RefSeq and is a predicted model, not a curated record. NCBI's taxonomy places the organism in Eukaryota, Viridiplantae, Streptophyta, Magnoliopsida, Malpighiales, Euphorbiaceae.